Molecule: messenger RNA, 924 nt
Organism: Scedosporium apiospermum
Lineage: Eukaryota; Fungi; Ascomycota; Sordariomycetes; Microascales; Microascaceae
Exons: 3
Coding region: 1-924 (307 amino acids)
Source: RefSeq, a predicted model, not a curated record
AUGAAUCAGUUCCUCGGCGGACUACCUAUCCCGAGCUUUGGUGAGGAGAGUGAGGAUGUCUUCCAGCAAUUCGUACAGCUGGCUGGCUGCGCCGACCAAGGUCUCGACUGCCUCAGAAAAGCUGACAUCAAAACGCUCAUGAGCGCAAAUCACGAGUUGAUGCAGAAUCAAAUAGAAUCGCUCCUCCUCUCGCACUGCUCCAAUGAAGCCGUUCUCUUCCUCGACGGCUUCAUCGCCACUAAUGCCGACUUUGACAAUUUCCUCACCACUGUCUUUGCGAAUCACACGGCUGAUAUUGGCCUCAACCAGAAAGUCGCCGACUUCUACCCAGAAGUUGGUUGCCCCCAGGCCAAGUACAAGACUCAAGCGGACCGCAGGGCAGACUCCGUCAGAGAUAGCAGCAUGGCAUGCAACAUCCGCUACCUUACUGAAGCCUACGGCGACUCUAAGGUCUGGAACAUGCAGUACUCCGUAUCUCCGGGCUGGCAUGCCAUGGAUCUCGUCGCGGUAUUCUACAACAAGCACUUCUCAUCGUCGAGUUGGAACGACGUGCUCAAGAACUUCGUCCUGUUACCAUUGGGGAUCCUCCUCUCGGACAUCAGUGCGGCUCACCAGAGCUACCUCGCCUCGUACACCGUUAGAGGAGACCCCGGCGUCGACAGAGUCGUGCUCAACGUCCUGCCCACGGUGAAGUGGAAUCACCCGCGCAGCUCGUCCGGGGAGAACGUAGGCGGAGUUGUGGGCAUUGGCAACUUUCUCGUCAGCGAGGUUGAAGAUGGGUGGAUGCGUGCAGGUUUUGGAGGGAGUUUUUACGCGGCGGCGACGGCGGAGGGAGGGUACGUGGCACCUGGGGGAGAGGUAUCUCAGGGUUUGGUUGGGGUGGAGAAGGAUAUCAGACGGAGAUAUGAAGGUAUCGAUAGAUGA